Messenger RNA from Beauveria bassiana ARSEF 2860, 1905 nucleotides. RefSeq lists its product as uncharacterized. The transcript is spliced from 2 exons. Bases 1 to 1905 code for a protein of 634 amino acids. The record is from RefSeq and is a predicted model, not a curated record. NCBI's taxonomy places the organism in Eukaryota, Fungi, Ascomycota, Sordariomycetes, Hypocreales, Cordycipitaceae.
AUGGCGCACAAACAAUCAAUCGACUGGAAUCACCCGGAGAGCGUGCCGUACUUCUUUCUAGUAUUUUGGUCAGGCUUGCCAUACGAAGCUAAACGGAAAAUACACCAGCAGCUCUAUCCUUUUUUUCCCAUUCACGCUCAACCGCCAGCACAAGGUGAUAUCCGGCUAACCACACACGCAGUCACCUCUUUCCCUACAAUCCAGUACAGGUGCGCAUCGGCGACGUCGUCUGACCAACAAACACCAUGUCGCGAGCCGGCGGAAAAGGUUCUCACUCCACAGUCACCUCUCGAACCGUCGUUCCACGAUUUGAAUCCUACCAAUCCAUCGCGGAGGAAGAAACGGCGACUGCCUUGCACUCCACAGCUGUCUGACGAGCCGUUGAUUAGCACCAGUCAACAAAUAUGCCCUCAGCGAUCAACUGGAGAUGUUGCGACAGCAGCAGUAUCAUUGCCUGCAGUCACGCCGAAGUUCAAAACGAGAGAUCCGACCAAGAAUUUACCUCAUGGCCCUGCGUAUACGCUUAAAGUGCUAUGCCAACCUCCCAGACAGCAGCCGUCGUCUGUUACCCAAGCUAUUUCAAGCAUCUUGUCUCAGCUUGCUGGACCUCAUUCUCAACCGCUGUUCUCUGCUGCAGAGGACGACUUGAAGAGAGAGGCACUUGCAUCGGCCGCGGGAUUUUUUUAUAAUCAUGGCCGCGGCUUGGAAGCGUGCAAGGAUAUUGUCGAAAAUCACGCCAAGACCGAUUCAACACUGACCUCAGCUGCCGUCGCCCUACGCUUCCAUCCUAUGGCCGUUGUAUUCCUGCGGGACCACUUGGUCGAGUGCGCCAGACUCGGAUCAGCGCGUAACAAGUUGACAAAUUUUCAAGCAAAGGGCAUGAUUAUCAAUGCGCAACUUCAGGUUCCUUCAAAUAAGCUGACGAAGAAGGAAGUCACAAAGAAGAUCACAGAUGAGUUGGCUCGUGGGAUGAAAUAUAAGGACAUAUCACAGCAGUUCUCGGCCAGCACAGUCGCUCGCCUUAACUCUAAAUGCAUAUCCAGGUACGAGGUCAAGCUAUCUAGCGAGCUUGUGGACGACUUGACACGCGAAGGCGCCAAAACAAGCCAUGAGCUACAGGUCCUGGCCAAAAAGGACCGGUUUAAUGAAGAGGUAAAACUCGAAGUUAUAGCCGCAGGCUGUCUCUUGUGGGUGUACUAUCAGUAUCAUAUUACGUUAUUCCCGGACGGCUGCGGUUGGCAGGAUUGUCACUGGCGCAAAACAUCUGCUAGGCCGCCUCACGAACCAGAGACAGAGUUUUCCAACGAAACCCAAGUAGGAAACAUCACAACCGACCUCCCCUCAAGCUCUAACUCUGACAAUACCGGUAACGAGAGCACUGCAUCGCCUAGGCUUUCACUCGACACCACUGUACUGGGAGAACAUAACAUGCCGCUACCGCUCCCCGCUUCUGCUCCGGCAAUUGAGACCUCGUUGCGGCCGUUUCCUUCUCGGUCUCGAAAAAGGACAAACUCCAGCGAGAUGCUUACACUUGCGAUGGCCCAACUACCAACGGACGCAAAUUACGGGAUACAGCGUCGUGGAGCUGACGCUCUCUUCGCCUUUCAGUCAGACGACUCGACAUCACCGCCCAGCGAGCUCAAUUCAGACGACGUAAUUACACUCGCAAAUUGUGGGAUACAGCACGGUAGCGCAAGCGAAGCUGUUGGUGGGAUCGAUGACUCGGGCUUCGAUCCUACCUAUGACAUCUUGAUGAUGGGCCGUAUGCCAUCGUACCCGAGCGAAUUCAACUCAGACGGUGCACCCACAAAUGGUGGGAUACAGCACGGUAGCUCAAGCGAAGCUAUUGGUGGGAUCGAUGACUCGGGCUUUGAUCCUACCUUCGACACCUUUAUGACGGCUUAA